GAGGAGCCCGGGCACAUCACAUCAGACUCUCACAGGCAGUUCGUUCAAGUGUGCGCAACCACUAUUAACAUCAGAUCAGACUGAAACAAACAUCUUGAAACCAGAACCAAUCAUGUCCUACCAGGGUAAAAAGAACAUCCCAAAGAUCACUAGCGAGAGGCUUCUGAUAAAAGGUGGACGCAUUGUAAAUGAUGAUCAGUCUUUCUAUGCAGACAUCUAUAUGGAGGAUGGAGUCAUCAAGCAGAUUGGAGAUAACCUGAUCAUUCCAGGAGGGGUGAAGACUGUUGAAGCCGAUGGGAAGAUGGUGAUUCCUGGAGGAAUUGACAUCCACACUCAUUUCCAGAUGCCAUACAGGGGCACGAGCACUGUGGAUGAUUUUGCUCAGGGCACUAAAGCCGCUCUCGCUGGAGGAACCACAAUGAUUGUGGAUCAUGUGAUCCCGGAGCCUGGCAGCAGUCUGGUGGAAGCGUUCGAGCGCUGGCACGAGUGGGCUGAUGAGAAAGCGUGCUGUGACUUCUCUCUUCACGUGGACAUCACGCACUGGAGCGACGGCGUCAAACACGAGGUGGAGACUCUCAUAAAGGAGAAAGGAGUGAACUCUUUCCAGGUCUACAUGGCUUAUAAAGAUCUCUAUCAGAUGAGCAGCAGUGAGCUUUAUGAGAUCUUCGCCUUCCUUGGAGAACACGGAGGAAUCGCACAGGUGCACGCAGAAAACGGAGAGAUCAUUGCUGAGGAACAAACUCGUAUGCUGGAGAUGGGCAUCACAGGACCUGAGGGUCACGUUCUCAGCCGUCCAGAGGAGCUGGAAGCUGAGGCCGUGUUCAGAGCCGUCACCAUCGCCAGUCAAACAAACUGUCCUCUCUACAUCACUCGUGUCAUGAGUAAGAGCGCUGCUGACAUCAUUUCACAGGCCCGCAAGAAAGGUAACGUGGUGUUUGGGGAACCAAUCACAGCCAGUUUGGGAACAGACGGGACUCACUAUUGGAGCAAGAACUGGGCUAAGGCCGCCUCUUUUGUGACAUCACCACCGCUCAGUCCAGACCCGACCACUCCAGACUAUCUGAGCACUCUGUUGGCCAGUGGAGAUCUGUCAGUCACCGGCAGCGCUCACUGCGCGUUCAGCGUGGCUCAGAAAGCCAUCGGGAAAGACGACUUCACCCAGAUUCCUGAAGGGGUGAACGGAGCGGAGGAGAGGAUGAGUGUCAUCUGGGAUAAGGCUGUGGUGACUGGUAAUAUGGAUGAAAACAUGUUUGUGGCCGUCACAAGCACCAACGCCGCAAAGCUCCUGAAUCUGUACCCCCGUAAGGGCCGGAUAGCUGUGGGAUCUGACAGUGAUCUGGUCAUCUGGGACACAGACGCCACCCGCACCAUCACUGCCAAAACACAUCACUCCGCAGCUGAGUAUAAUGUGUUGGAGGGGAUGGAGCUGAGAGGAGCGCCCAUGCUGGUCAUCUGUCAGGGGAAGAUCGUUCUGGAGGACGGCAAACUGAGCGUCACCUCCGGCACGGGCCGCUUCGUUCCCUGCACACCUUUCCCUGACUACGCAUACAAACGCGUCAAAGCCAGAAAGCAGCUGGCGAUUCUGAAGGCUGUGCCCAGGGGCAUGUAUGACGGCCCUGUGUCUGAAUUUUCUGCCGUGUCGAGGGGCGGCACUCCGUCUGCAUCCACCCGCACCUCACCCACCAAAGUCCCUGUGAGAAACCUGCAUCAGUCCGGCUUUUCAUUGACAGGUCCUGAAGAAGCUCCUAUCAGACCAGCGGGAAGACGUAUUGUUGUGCCCCCUGGUGGCCGCUCCAACAUCAUCUCCCUUAGUUAAAAUAUAAAGAGCAUUGAAGAGCGAGCGGUAGACUAAAGUCAAACGUAAAACACUGAACUUAUGCCUUACCUUUCAUAAAUAACUCCUGCUGAAUGAUUGAAGCUCUGAAGAAAGAAAAACAUUGAGUGUAGCUGUAUAUGUUUAUGUGUUUAGUCCGACUGAAAUAGAAAACAUGACCAUAAACAUGUCCUUUGGUUCCUUUACAUAGCGCUCUUAUUAUUCAUUCUAGUGUAGCUUUGAAAACCGAAUUCAAAUCAGAUUUGAUCAAUAAAUCUUCUUCACAC
Molecule: messenger RNA, 2100 nt
Organism: Triplophysa rosa
Lineage: Eukaryota; Metazoa; Chordata; Actinopteri; Cypriniformes; Nemacheilidae
Gene: dpysl3
Product: dihydropyrimidinase like 3
Exons: 14
Coding region: 113-1816 (567 amino acids)
Biological process (GO): actin crosslink formation
Cellular component (GO): cytoplasm; cytosol
Molecular function (GO): hydrolase activity, acting on carbon-nitrogen (but not peptide) bonds, in cyclic amides
Source: RefSeq, a predicted model, not a curated record